CAGAGACGCUUCCUGAAGGUGGAGACGACAACCUCCGCGUUCAGCGGUCAACUUGGAUCAGGAGAAUGCAGCAGCCCAGCAGUGACCGGGGCUGAUUCCGGUUCCUCAGCAGCUGGUGUUUCCCCGUCACCAAGUGCAUGGGGAAAGCGGUACACGCAGAUGGCAUGGACACUUGCGCAAGCCCAUUCGCACUCAGUCCCCCAGCACCUUCUGCCCCGAGAGCACUGCAGCAGCGCCGCCGGCCGCCCCUGAGCCACAGCAGACGGCAUGAGGAGGCUUGAUCCGGUGCAUUUCUCCAUGCUCAUCAUCGGGGUCUCCUUCGCCUGCUACGCCCCGAGUUUGGAUUCGCUGCAGGACCAGGCAUACCGAUCGGCCGUGGUGAUCGAAGGCGAGGUGAGCUCGCUUCCCGAGAACGUCUCCGUGGAGCCCUACAGUGUGAAUGUCAAAGUACUGGACGUGUGGCCGGUGAACAGCGGCGGGCUGGAGCGCGAGCAGCUCGUCACCGUCGGGGAAUUCGGCUCCGAGGCUCCGUGCGUGGCGGUGGAGAAACACCACAGAUAUAUCUUUUUCAUGGACCCUACGGAGGAGCCUUUAGUAUUCAAAGCCUCGUUUGCUCCUCUGGACAGCACAGAGAAGACCCUCAAGAAAGAUGUGGAGAGCAUAUUGUGUGAAGACUGCGGUAAGUUUUAUUCACUGUGACUGUGGCUCUUCAUUGUUAACGGAUAACGGCUCGUUCUCGGAGAGCAUCACAACGUUGCGUUUCGCUCUAGAGGAGAACGGGAAGAUGGGUCGCUUGUGUUUGGGCGUCUCUGCAGUAUUGUUCUAAUCACCGUUAUAAACAUUUAGGUGUACACCAGUACACACACACACAC
This is a messenger RNA of Sinocyclocheilus grahami, 872 nucleotides long. RefSeq names its product pro-neuregulin-2, membrane-bound isoform-like. Bases 268 to 699 code for a protein of 143 amino acids. The record is from RefSeq and is a predicted model, not a curated record. The transcript has 2 exons. Gene Ontology annotation, biological process: nervous system development; animal organ development; intracellular signal transduction. Gene Ontology annotation, molecular function: signaling receptor binding. NCBI's taxonomy places the organism in Eukaryota, Metazoa, Chordata, Actinopteri, Cypriniformes, Cyprinidae.